GAACAUUUGACUUCGCGUGCUGCGAAUGGUGUGGAGCAAAUUUGACAGAAGCGGUUCUUCGUGAAAUUUUUCGGGUUAGUUUUUGUUUACGGGAGAGCGAUAAAAAUGGUUUCAGCGUCGACUGGAUCAAUUGACCGCACGAAGAUAAAAUGGUAUCGUCGACGCCCAAUUUUGCUGAAAGCAUAUUUUACAGAUCUGCAAAAUGGAAGUUACAUCGCAGCUGUAUAUUCCAUGGUACAGAGCUUCUUUAUGAUUGUUUUAGCAGUUUUUGACGUUUAUUGCCUAGCUGAAGCAGCACCAGGUUCAAUCCACUAUCGCUAUUUUGGCAUCAGUUUCCUCUUUGUGUACAGCGGAAAUAUGCACAUUCGAAAUGUUUUAAUACUUUGCUCCGUAAUAUCGUUCAUCCUCUCUGUGUGCCUAAUCAUAGCAUCUGUCAUUCUGAUGAGAGCUCUAAAGAAAGAAUUUGAAGGAAAAUUCCGUCCAUGGCUUCUUUGUAUGCUGGUGUUUACAGCUUGGAGAGCUAUUGCUAUAUUUUAUAGAUCUGUUGUAAAUGAUUUAUACUUCAGUUAUCAUCAAGCAAUGUUAGUGAUAUGGAUUUUAUUGAUAGCUGGAAAUGUUUUUGUGUGGUUCAUUGUUUUAUCAAAUUAUCAAGAACUUGCUGAUAUCACGAGGCUUGAAGAUAUGGCUAAAUUAAAGAUGGGAACAAUGAGCAGCCUUAACCAGUCUCAUUCAUUAUCUCGGCAUUCUGUAGAUUCAGUCAAACAGCAUUCAUCUUCAAGGCAUUCCGAGGAUUCUGUUAAACAUCAACCUAAUACAAGAUCAACAACACCAAAAAGCUCAGCUUCAACUUAUUCUGCAUAA
Molecule: messenger RNA, 861 nt
Organism: Uloborus diversus
Lineage: Eukaryota; Metazoa; Arthropoda; Arachnida; Araneae; Uloboridae
Exons: 7
Coding region: 106-861 (251 amino acids)
Source: RefSeq, a predicted model, not a curated record